AUGCAGCCACUAACAUUCGCCGUCGCGGUCGUCGCCCUCGUUGGCUUCGGGCUGCUUUCGAUCUUUAACGCUCUCCAACGACGACAAGCAUGGCACAAGAACAAGUCCAGCGAGCCUCCAGGACCUGGCCUCAUCCCAUGGGUGGGACGUAUCCACGAUCUGCCGGUCGAGUACAUGUGGCUCAAGUUCGCCGAGUGGGCUAAGACAUAUGGUCCACUAUAUAGGACACAGAUGCUUGGCGACUACUUCAUCAUCAUCACCGACGAGAAGAUCGCUGAAGACCUGCUUGUCAAGCGAGGCAAGAUCUACUCCGACCGACCUCAGAUUCGAUCGCUCUUCGAUGCUAAGAGCACCAAUGGGUCGAUGGAAUACUUGCCUCUCAUGGGCAAGAAUGAGUACUGGGCACGUCAACGAAAGUUCACCCAUUCCUACCUGACUGAGGCUACCAACUCGCGCUACUACGGCAUUCUGUACCACGAGGCUAAGCGAUGGAACAUGCGUAUCAUCAACGACCCAGACAACUUUGCUUUCUACCUAGAGGAUAUGGCAGCCAAGGUCGCAACCUCGCUUACAUGGGAUGACCCAACCCUCAGCGAGUACUGCGACAAGAGCGCGUGGGGUCUCCUCACUCAGAUGUCUCCCGCCGGCCCGCUCACCAACGUCGUCACGCCUCUAUGGCACCUGCCGUUCUUCAUGAACCCGUGGAAGAUUGCCGAGCGCAAGCGCCACGACGAACAGCAGGCAUGGUGGAUGGAGAGACUUACCACGACCCGUGCAUUGAUGGCUGAGGGCAAGGCACGACCUUCGUUCACCAGGACUUACCUCGAGGGUGAGAAGACUGGUGGUCUUUCCGGUGACUACGAGGCUUCUUCGGCUAUUGGUAUGAUGGCGCUGGUCGCCAUCUUUACUGUCGCUGGACCUCUCUACUACUUCCUCCUCGCUAUGGUCCACCACCCUGAGUGGCAGAAGAAGGUGCAGGCCGAGAUCGACGAGCAAUGUGGCGGUCGCAUGCCUGAGCUUACCGACAUGCCCAACCUUCCUGUGCUCCGCGCCUGUAUCAAGGAGACGAUGCGAUGGAGACCCAAUGUACCAACUGGUGUUGCGCACGAGUUGAUGGAGGAUGAUUUCUACCAAGGCUACUUCAUUCCCAAGGGCUCCCGACUAUUGCCCCUCGACUGGGCUUUCCUACGAAACGAGAAGAAGUAUCCCGACCCUGACAACUACCGACCAGAGCGCUGGCUCGAGUCGAGCUGGCCCACAUACCAGGAGCCUCUCAGCCAGUUCCCAACGAUCAUGGGCAUGACAUCCUUCGGCUGGGGUCAACGUGCAUGCUUGGGUCAGUCUCUCACUCGUGAUGAGACACUCAUUGCAUGCGGUGGACUUGUGUGGGCAUACAACAUCAUCAAGAAGAAGGGUCCCGACGGUCAGAUCAUCGAGCCAUCGAUCAGCAAGUCCAACUCGCUUCUCAUUGUCAAGCCCGACCCAUACGACUUGGCUUUCGAGCCAAGAAGUGCAGCUCGCAAGGCAGAGAUCAUCAGCCAGUGGGAGGAGAGUGAUCUCCAGGAUCGCACAGAGCGAGCCGACUUCGCGAAGGCUGCAGAGGAGAAGAUGAAGGCCGUGCCUGUUGCCGCUUAG
Molecule: messenger RNA, 1635 nt
Organism: Recurvomyces mirabilis
Lineage: Eukaryota; Fungi; Ascomycota; Dothideomycetes; Mycosphaerellales; Teratosphaeriaceae
Exons: 2
Coding region: 1-1635 (544 amino acids)
Molecular function (GO): oxidoreductase activity, acting on paired donors, with incorporation or reduction of molecular oxygen; iron ion binding; monooxygenase activity
Source: RefSeq, a predicted model, not a curated record